GCCGGGGCCGCCCCGCCCCGCGCCCGCCUGUGACCGGCCCGGCCGCGCCGCUGCCAGCCGCGCCAUGCCGCUUUUCAGCGUGCCCAAAGAAGUGGCCGUCGGCACGGCCAUGCUGGGGGUCGCCUUCGCCACGGGGAUGCUCGCAGGUAAAAAGUACCCUUCUUUAGGUUUUGGGACACCCAAAUCAUCUAAGAGUAUUAUUGGGAAAAGCAGUCCACUCUGGCAAUACAUACUGGAUCACUCUUUGCGGGAACAUCCAAUUUUAAAGAAGCUACGACUGCUCACUGCUGAUCAUCCCUGGAGUAAAAUGAUGGUGUCCUGUGACCAGGCUCAGCUUAUGGCAAAUUUGGUCAAACUCAUUAAAGCCAAGAAAGUUAUUGAAAUAGGUGUUUUCACCGGUUAUAAUACCUUGAAUAUGGCACUUGUCCUGCCAGAUAAUGGCAGAGUUAUUGCUUGUGAUAUAAAUGAGGACUAUGUCAAAAUUGGAAAGCCGCUGUGGAAGGAGGCAGGAGUAGAGCAUAAAAUUGACCUGCGAAUUAAGCCAGCAAUUCAAACACUUGAUGAGCUGCUGGCCAGUGGAGAAGCAGAAAGCUUUGACUUUGCUUUCAUUGAUGCGGAUAAAGAAAGCUGCAAUGAAUACUACGAAAAAUGUUUGCGCCUCAUAAAGAAAGGAGGAAUAAUAGCUAUUGAUAAUGUCCUUUGGGGUGGAAAGGUGCUAAAACCAAGAAAGGAUGACUUGGCAACCCAGAGCAUCCACCACCUCAAUGAGAAACUUCUCAGAGAUGCACGAGUCAAUAUCAGCAUGCUCCCAAUGGGGGAUGGAGUCACAUUAGCAUUCAAGUUGUAAUUGGAGGAAGCCCAGCAGAUGGGAAACAACAAGCUGCAUCAAAUCAUCAGGAAAAAUGCAGGCAGAGCAGUACCAAAAAUGGUCAUUUAACCUGUAUCUCCACUGGAUGGCAUAGCCUGGGAAAGUAGACUUUAGGUGCAGCAGGAUCCUCGGGACAACCAAGUUCAGAAGGUAGACUUAUUUUGACAUCUACUAUGGUUUCUUAUUUUAAUUGCAAUAAAGCAAAUUAACUUAA
Messenger RNA from Falco peregrinus (peregrine falcon), 1082 nucleotides. RefSeq names its product catechol-O-methyltransferase domain containing 1 (gene COMTD1). The transcript is spliced from 7 exons. The coding region runs from base 65 to 847 and encodes 260 amino acids. NCBI's taxonomy places the organism in Eukaryota, Metazoa, Chordata, Aves, Falconiformes, Falconidae. Gene Ontology annotation, molecular function: S-adenosylmethionine-dependent methyltransferase activity; O-methyltransferase activity. The record is from RefSeq and is a predicted model, not a curated record.